Molecule: messenger RNA, 674 nt
Organism: Acaulospora colombiana
Lineage: Eukaryota; Fungi; Glomeromycota; Glomeromycetes; Diversisporales; Acaulosporaceae
Source: the annotation of a GenBank genome assembly
CUGGUUUUACCGAGGCACCACUAGGUCGAUUCCUGCAGGCAGUCCAGCUCUACAUCCUGAUCGUCUUCCUCCUCGUAUCACCUUACUACGGACAAAACAAACAAGAACUUCCCGAACCAAUCGAUACGAAACGGGCCUCUUCGUUCCGAGGACUACGACUGUCCAUUAUCGAUCCCGUGUCUGCUCGACUCGAUAGUACCGAAGAGCUAGAGAAACCGCGGAGGCCGAGUCCAUCGCAGCGGCUCUCGUCCUGGCUCACCAACCGACUAGUACCUAAACGCGACCCCCAGCAAGAUCGUCUCUGGGUCAAAGAUCAGCCCGACUUGGAAGCCCCCACGACUCCUGGAGGCAAGAGCGUCGAUGAAGAUCCGAGCCCAAGUCAAGCUCGUUUCCUCGAAAAGCCCCUCACCGCUUCUACUACUUGGCAGGACCCCUAUUCAAACAACUCGAACGUACCUUUCGACUUUAAUGAUAUUCAACCAACUACCAACGCACCUUCUGUUCCGCAACCAAAUCGACGCAGAUCACAGACUGUAAAUACCCAGAUGUCACCCCUAAGGAGAGCCAGUAUGCUCUCGGACUCAAAAGAUUCGGCUAUCUAUGUUGCGAGGUUUUCAGUUGACAAGACGUACGAAUCCGAUUCCGACUCGCCCGUCUACGGAAUCAACGGAAUC